GAGCGGGCCCCUGCCGGGUUCCGAGCUCGGAGUCUCGCUCCGAUCCGCCGCAGCGUGGGCUGCGUGACACGCCGCCGCUCUUUGCGUCCCCCCACUCUGCAGGGCACAAAUCUGCGGUGUUAUUGGGUGAACCAUUCCAAUGGACCCAAUCCAGUGCUUCCUUGCAGGAGUUUGCUUGCAGUCAGGGAGCAGGAGAGAGCCUAUAGCCAUUUAGUGAGACCUCCUUCUCUGAAGAAGGCACCUGCAGACCAGAGGUGAUAGCAUCUGACACCCCCUGCCGUGGGCUUUAGCUGCAUUCUUGGCCAUUAACUGUUGGACCAGAGGAGCUUCUUCUUUUAGGAGUCACAUCCCAACCCCCCACCCUCCACAAGUGGGCUGUAAACACAUCCAUCAAUUCCUGGAACCUCAAAGAGGGACGCUGAAAGAAGCAAGUGGAAGGUUCAGGAGGUUCCACUCAGUUGCGUCCAGGCUCUUGCCUGCCUAGCUGGUGAGAUACUGGACUUUUUACUGCAGUCAAAUGCUGGGCUCAGUGGAUGCAGCGAGUGUCAAGUGAUGCAUAUUGGGGCAACCCCCCAACUUCAAGUAUACACAGAGGGGAUCUGAGCUGUCGGUGACUGACCAGGAGAGGGAUCUUGGGGUUGUGGUGGACAGCUCGUUGGAAGUGUUGACUCAGUGUGCGGCGGCUGUGAAAAAGGCCAAUUCCAUGCUAGGGAUCAUUAGGAAGGGGACUGAAAAUAAAAAUGCUACUAUUAUAAUGCCCUUAUACCAAACUAUGGUGCAGCCACACCUGGAGUACUGCAUACGAUUCUCUGGUCACCAUAUCUAAAGAAGGACAUUGUAGAACUGGAAAAGGUGCAGAAGAGGGGGACCAAGAUGAUCUUGCCUCAUAGGAAGGUGCUCUAGGCCCCUGGCUACAGCGUCUGAGGCUUUUUCAUUUGGAAAAGUGGAGACAUAAUAGAGGUGUAUACGAUUAUGUACUGGGUAGAGCAAGUGGACAGAUAAAAUUUUCUCCCUCUCUCACUUAACACUAGAACCAGGGGUCACCCCAUGAUAUUAAAGGUUGGGCAAUUUAGGACCGACAAGAGGAAGUACUUCUUCACACAGUGCAUGAUUAAUCUAUGGAAUUCUCUGCCACAGGAUGUGGUGAUGGGCACCAGUUUGGAUGGCUUUAAAAGGGGCUCAGUCAAAUUCAUGGAGGGCAGGACUAUCAAUGGCUACUGGUCUGAGACCUCUAGCCUCAGAAGCAAAAUGCCUCUGAAUACCAGUUGCAGGGAAGCAACAGCAGGAGAGAGGGCCUGCCCUCAGCUCUUGCCUAUGGGCGUCUCAGAGGUAUCUGGUGGGCCACUGUGCAAAACAGGAUGCUGGACUAGAUAGAUUGUGGGCCUGAUCCAGCAGGGCUGUUCUUAUGUCCUUAUUUCCUUACGAAGGAACAGGAUUGGAGCCAGGCAAGAGGGCAGAUGACAGGGCAAAGGGAUGCAGGGAGUGCUCCUCUUGAGACAGCUUUUAACAUCUCGCAGGGCAUUUUCCGGACUAUGAGAUUUGUGCCGGUUAAAGUGUUGCUUCUUAGAAGUGGCUUGAAAAUUCUCGGUGCCUUGGCGCAAAGCUGCCAAGGCACCGAGGGGGCAGCCCAGCUAGGGCCGAAAGGUGACCCUUGCACAAGAAAAAGAGUGAUAUUAUGUUUUUUUUAAAAACUGUGGCUUUACAUAUCAACAGAUCCCAUGAACAUGUCUGAAAAAUAAGUCUGAUGAAAAACAAAAGCAAAUGCGAUCAAAAUCAAAAGCUAAGAUGAAAAUCGGGUUGUACCUUUGCGCAAAAACCUGGAUGGAAUUUAUUUUUAAAAAUUUCAUUUCCUGGAAAGAUUAUUUCAUGAAUGGGAUGGAAAGGGGCUAUAAAAACCAACAAAUCAUUGCACUGCUAUUUGAACCGUCCACGCCACACCACGGUGCAACACGUAAAUGACGGGGCAAGCCUCCUACCACGGAAAAUACAGCUACUUUCCUGCAACGCAUGUGCAACGUUAUAGGGCUACAACACAUCAAUAAAAUCCAAAAUGCAUCGGAAAUAUGUAUGGCACGCAGGCAAUAUGGAGGGGCACUAAGUGGACACGUUGUGAAACUGUUGGAGCGUGUAAUCUGGAAAACGCCCAGGAUCCUUAUUCAUUCAUCCCUUUAAAUACGUCUCAGCUGCUUUCCCAGUAGCUGGAAGUGGCUUACGUCAAUAAAGACUUGAAAACAAGGCAGAGCCACAGACAGCCCCAUCAUUACAAUUAAGCAGGUGUCUCAGGUGGUCAGUGUGGAGAGAGGGGCAGGUCUCUUCUUCCUUACCCUUUCAAAGUGAUGUCAAGUGUUUCGGUACGUAGCACAAUUUGCAUGCACAAAUCAACCAAGACCUGCCUUUCUGCUUCUGCCAGCCACACGUCCCAACUCAGAGAAAUGCCAUAAUCCCUCCUGGCAAAACCUGCCCCCUUUUGGCCGGUCCCCAGAGCUUCUUGCCAGCAGCAGAACUUAGCAGAAUUAACUCUCCUCACCAGCACACCCUUUGGAUAGGUCAAGCAAAGGCCAAGCUAAGCUUGCUUCCUCAUGCCAAGGCAGGUGCUUCCUACCUGGAGCUGUGGGGAGGAACUGUCUGUCCUCAGCCUCAGCCAAGAAGGGUGGGGAGGGACUUCGCAGACUACCUGGGCAUAUAAAGGGAUCCAUCCCUGCUGUCCUCACCCUGAGGAAAGCCCUGGAAAUACCAGAGGAAGCUCAAGGCACCCAACCUGACAGCUGUUCAUGGGGAGGAGGGAUCAUGGAGGGAGCCAUCGGAGCUUGCUCAGCGAGGGAGAGGAGACGGAAAUGGAGAUGUUUGGCUACAAAACACACCGCUUCUGGAGAGCCCUGUGCAUUGCUGGGUACAUCAUGUCCUGUGGCGCCCUCCUGCUUGUCUUCUACUGGAAGCCAGCCUGGGGCGUGUGGGCGAAAUGCGUGCCCUGCGACUUGCAAGAGGCAGACGUCGUGCUGCUCAGGACCACAGACGAAUUUCGUGUCUAUUCUCAGAAGAAGGUGACCUGGAUUUCCCUGUCUGCCCUGAGCCAGUUCAGCCCAGAAGGGCCUUCCGUUGCUGGCCACGGCUCCCUCCUGAACAAAGUCAUCAUGAAACCAGAGUUAAGGGUGAGAUGCCUCCAAGUGCAGAACAUCCGCUACGCCUGGGACUUUUGUGCCAAGCGCUUCCAGAAGGUCGGAGUCCUUGAGGACAGCCACAGCUGCGCAGAGAUCCACGCGAGGUUCGGCUCUGGGCUGACCAGCAAAGAGCAAGACGUCAGGAGGGCAAUCUGUGGACCCAACGCCAUCACUGUUGAGGUCCCGCCUGUCUGGAAGCUGCUUGUCAAAGAGGUCCUCAACCCGUUCUACGUCUUCCAGGCCUUCAGUGUCUGCCUGUGGUUUACUGAGGAUUACAUUGAGUACUCUGUGGCCAUCAUUGUCAUGUCCCUCCUUUCGGUUUCUCUCACCGUUUAUGACCUCAGGAAGCAAUCUUUGAGGCUGCAUCGGCUAGUGGAAUCCCAUCAGAGUGUCCUGGUCAAGGUCUGCAGGAAACCCUCAGGUUUCCAAGAGCUGGAGUCGUGCCUUCUGGUGCCUGGGGACACGCUGGUGCUGGAAGGGGGCAGAUCCACCGUGCCCUGCGAUGCCAUCCUGAUCAGCGGCCAGUGCAUCGUGAACGAAGCGAUGCUGACUGGGGAGAGUAUCCCGGUCACCAAGACCAGCUUGCCCUGUGAUGCCGGCAGCGGCAGUGACCCUUGGCCCACCAGCUGUGCGGAGGAUCCCCGCAGGCACCUGCUCUUCUGUGGAACGGAGGUCGUCCAGGCCAAGGGAGGCGGCCGGGGGCCUGCUAAGGCGGUGGUCCUGCGGACUGGUUUCAACACUGCAAAGGGAGACCUGGUGAGAUCCAUCCUCUACCCAAAGCCCAUGAACUUCCGACUGUACAGGGACGCCAUCCGGUUCCUCAUGUGUCUCAUUGGAGUGGCUGCUGUUGGAAUGGUCUAUGCGGUGUGCGUCUUCACGCUCAGUGGGGAGAAAGCUGGAGAGGUGGUGAAGAAGGCCCUCGACGUGAUCACCAUUGCUGUGCCCCCAGCUCUGCCUGCCGCGCUGACCACGGGGAUCAUCUAUACCCAGAGGCGGCUGAAGAGAAAAGGGAUCUUCUGCAUCAGCCCUCAGAGAAUCAACGUGUGUGGCCAGUUAAACGUCAUCUGUUUUGACAAGACUGGCACGCUCACCGAAGAAGGUCUGGAUCUCUGGGGGGUUGUCCUGGCCAGCGGAACAAGCUUUCAGGAUGUCCACAGCUUCUCCUCCGGCUGCCCGCUGCCCUGGGGCCUCGUGUGUGGAGCCAUGGUCAGCUGCCACUCCUUGGUGGUUCUGGAUGGGAAGAUGCAGGGAGACCCCCUGGACCUGAAGAUGUUCGAAGCGACUCACUGGGAAAUAGAGGACUCGGAUGGUCCUGAGAGGAAAGACGGUGAACUGGCAGACGCCGUGAUUGUGAAACCGGGAGCCAAAGCUGGACAGGUUGCCGGGCGAGGAGUGGCCAUCCUGUGCCAAUUUCCGUUUUCUUCAGCCCUGCAGAGGAUGUCCGUCAUUGCCCAGGAGCUCAGCGGGGAGCGGCACGUCUUCAUGAAGGGGGCUCCGGAGAAGGUGGCCGACUUCUGCAGGCCAGAAACAGUGCCCCACAGCUUCUCCCACGAGCUCCAACUCUACGCUUCCCGGGGCUUCCGGGUCAUUGGGCUGGCCCAUAAAGCGCUGCCGGCCGGGACCCGAGUGGCUUCCUUAACGAGGGCAGAGGCAGAGUCCAGCCUGACCUUCUUGGGCUUCCUGAUCAUGGAGAAUCGGCUGAAGAGUGAGACCAGGCCCGUCUUGGAGGAGCUCCGGGCGGCCCGCAUCCGGAGCGUGAUGGUCACAGGUGACAACAUUCAGACGGCGGUGGCAGUGGCCAGGAAGGCUGGCAUGAUGGCCCCGGGUAGCCAAGCGAUCCUGGUGGAGGCUGACACCCAGGCAGGGCCUCCUUCGGCAUCCAUCAGCUGGCACCUCUUGGAGGAGGAGGAGGAGGAGGAGGAGGGGGGCAAGGCGAACGGCGACAGCGGACCAGAGGGGAACUGCACUAACUUUGGAGGAGGAGCAGCAGCAGCAGCUCCAGGUGAUGAUGCUGGACUCGGCCACUUCCACUUCUGCAUGAGCGGAAGGUCGUACGAGGUCAUAACGGAGCACUUCAACCAUUUGCUGCCCAAGCUUCUCCUGAAUGGGACCGUCUUUGCAAGGAUGUCUCCUGCGCAGAAGGCCAGCCUGGUGCAAGAGCUGCAGAGGAUGGACUACUUUGUGGGCAUGUGUGGAGAUGGCGCCAAUGACUGUGGGGCUCUGAAGGUGGCCCACGCCGGGAUCUCUCUGUCCGAGCAGGAGGCCUCCGUGGCUUCCCCCUUCACUUCCAAGACCCCCAACAUCCGAUGCGUCCCGGAGCUGCUCAGGCAAGGCCGUGCUGCCCUCGUCACCUCGUUCUGCAUGUUCAAAUUCAUGGCCCUCUACAGCACCAUCCAAUACGUGGGAGUCCUGCUGCUCUACUGGCAACUCAGCGCCUUUGGGAAUUAUCAGUUUCUGUUCCAAGAUCUGGCUAUUACCACAGUCAUUGGGAUGACAAUGAGCCUGAACGGGGCUUCCCCGAAGCUGGCCCCCUAUAGGCCUCCGGCACAGCUGGUCUCCCCCCCUCUGCUGCUCUCCAUGGUGCUGAACCUCCUCUUCAGCCUGGCCAUGCAGGUCUCCGGCUUUGUCCUGGUGCAGAAACAGCCCUGGUACUCACCUGACAGCAUCUUCAGUGCUUGCUCUCCGGGGAACACAAGUCACACCGCGGAGCCUCUCCCCUCUGCCAGCGCCACCCUGGGAAACGCCACAGCCGGGAAGAACGCGGACAGCGGCUACAAGAGCUAUGAGAACACCAGCGUCUGGCUUCUGAGCACCAUCAAUUGUCUCACCGUGGCCCUCGUCUUCUCCAAGGGGCGGCCGUUCAGGCAACCCGUGUACAAAAACUACCUGUUUGUCCUUGUCCUGGCAGCACAGCUGGGGGUCUGCCUCUUCUUCCUCUUUGCCAACAUUGAUGGUCUCUAUGCCCAGAUGGACGGUGGGAUUUCAUGGACAACCCUUUAACAUGACUGUUCUUCAAGUCUAUGCCCCAACAACUGAUGCAGAAGAAGAGGAAGUUGAUGAGUUUUAUGCUCAAGUUCAGUCUGAAAUUGGCAGAACAUGCAACCAAGAUGAGAUGCUGGUGGUUGGAGACUGGAAUGCCAAAGAGGAGAGCUGGUCUUGUGGUAGCAAGCAUGACUUGUCCCCAUAGCUAAGCAGGGUCUGCCCUGGUUGCAUCUGAAUGGGAGACUUGAUGUGUGAGCACUGGAAGAUCUUCCCCUCCGGGGACGGAGCCGCUCUGGGAAGAGCAGAAAGUUUCAAGUUCCCUCCCUGGCUUCUCCAAGAUAGGGCUGAGGGAGAUUCCUGCCUGCAACCUUGGAGAAGCCGCUGCCAGUCUGUGAAGACAAUACUGAGCUAGAUAGACCAAUGGUCUGACUCAGUAUAUGGCAGUUUCCUAUGUUCCUAUGUUCCUAAAGUUGGAAAUGGUAAGGAGGAAAACACAGUCAGACUGAAAGGCCUAGGAAACAGAAACAAAGCGGGAGAAUGACUUAUUAGUUUUUGCCAAGCUAAUGAUCUCUUUAUUGCUAACACAUUCUUCAAACAACCAAAGUGGCUCCUGUACACAUAGACAUUACCAGAUGGAGUACACAGAAAUCAAAUUGAUUACAUUAUUGGUAAAGAGGCGGAAGAGCUCAGUUAUAACAGCAAAGACAUGGCUGGGGGCCAAUUGUGGAACCGAUCAUGAAUUGUUCAUGUGCAAGUUCCAAGUCAAGCUAAAGUGGAAAAACAAAGCUAUCCAUUUUCCAUGAUAUGAUCUUGAGAAUGUACCCACCAUUUUCAAGGAGAACAUUAGGUACCGCUUUGAAGUUCUGAACUUCAUUGAUAGGGAACCAGAGGAACUGUGGAAUGAAAUCAAAGAAGUUGUUACGGAGGAAUGUGAAAAGAGACUGCCAAAGACCAAGAAACAGAAGAAAGCAAAAUGGAUGUCAGAACGGACGGUGGAGAUUGCUCAGAAGAGGAGAGAAGCCAAAGUCAAGAAAGAAGAAGACUAAAUUAAUGACAACAGGUACAGCAAUCAGCCUCAGAAUUGACAAUGAAGACAUUGAAGUGGUGGGUAGCUUCUGCCUUUUAGGAUCGACCAUCAACAGCAGUCAAGAAAUACGCCGCAGACUAGCACUUGGUAGGGUUGCAAUGAAGGCCUUGGAAAGGAUAGUUAGAUGCUGUGAUGUGUCUACACGUACAAAGAUUAGAAUUGUCCGGACAAUGGUUUUCCCCAUGACACUCUAUGGAUGCAUAAGAACAUAGGAACAGCCCUGCUGGAUCAGGCCCAAGAAUGCCCAUCUAGUCCAGCAUCCUGUUUCGCACAGUGGCCCACCAGAUGCCGCUGGGAAACCCACAGGCAGGAGUUGAAGGCAUGCCCUCUCUCCUGCCAUUACUCCCCUGCAACUGGUCCAAAAACUGGACUUUGAAGAAGCAAGAUAGAAAAAACAUUGACGCUUUUGAACUUUGGUGCUGGAGAAUAAUGGUGUGCAUGAAACUGGCUGGCCCGGUUCAGUUCGAAUCCAGACCAGACUCGAACCAGACCGGCCAAGUCUGGUCUAGCCCCCAUCAAACCCCACCCGGUCUGGUCUGGGUCCAGACAUGUUCGCAAAUUUUUAUUUUUUAAUAAAUAAAUUUAAAAUGAAUUUAAAGUACCUUAAGCCCCUUUGGGGGGCUUCCUGUAUGCUGCCGGGGGGUCCACGAGGGUUCCCCUCUCCCCCGCCAGGCUCUGAGGUCACUGCCACGGCCCGGGAAAUUUCUCAUUUUUGGCCCGUUCGAGCCUCUGUAGUGCGCUGCCGCAGCCAUUUUAGCCACCGUUAUGAAUGCGUAAAUGACCCCUGUGAGCUCUGGCAGGACCCAGGGCCUCGCAGAGGUCAUUUGCACAUGCAAAUAUAAAAACAAAUCUGGUUUUUAAAAAAUUAAAUUAAAACACUAGCAUAAAAAACAGUACAAAAUACAAGAAGCAGCAGUGGAGACAAUCAUAUAAAAGCCUGGGUAAAAAGCCAUGAUUUGACAUACUUUCUAAAAACUGUGAUGGAGACUGAGAAGCGGACACCCACCGGGAGAGCAUUCCAGAGUCUGGGGGCAGCAACAGAGAAGGCCCUGUCCCGAGUGCACAACAACCUUACUUCCCUCAUUAUCAGCACCCGGAGCAGAGCCCCCUCAGAUGACCUCAUCAAGCGGGCAGCAACCCUUGGGAGCAGGCAGUCCCUCAGGUAUCCCGGGCCCAAACCGUUAAGGGCUUUAAAGGUCAAAACCAGAAUUGGACCCGGGAACAAACUGGCAGCCAGUGCAACUUUUUCAAAAUGGGUGUGAUGUGCUCCCACUGGGCAGCUCCAGGUAGAACCCUCGCUGCCGCGUUUUGCACUAGCUGCAGUUUCCGGAUAUUCUUCAAGGGCAGCCCCACGUAGAGCACGUUACAGUAAUCCAGCUGCGAUGUGACUAAGGCAUGGGUAACUGGCCAGAUCUGUCUUCUCGAGAAAGGGACGCAGCUGGCGCACCAGCCGAAGCCGUGCAAAGGCACCCCUGGCCACCGCCUCCACCUGAGCCUCCAAAAGCAGAGCCAGGUCCAGUAAUACCCCCAAGCUGCGUACUUGCUCCUUCAAGGGGAGUGCAACCCCAUCCAGAACCGGUAAAAUCUCCUCAUCCCGAUUGGCUCUCCUACUGACCAACAGUACCUCUGUCUUGUCCGGAUUCAAUUUCAGUUUAUUAGCCCACAUCCAACCCAUCACGGCCUCCAGCCCCCGAUUCAGGACAUCCACCGCCUCCCUAGGAUCAGGUGACAAGGAGAGAGAGAGCUGAGUGUCAUCCGCAUAUUGCUGACAACUCAGUACAAGACCCCGGAUGACCUCUCCCAGCGGUUUCAUGUAGAUGUUAAACAGCAUGGGGGACAAGACCGACCCCACAGGCCAAUGGCCACGGAUCCGAGCAGUAGUCCCCCAGCACCACCUUCUGGACCCUCCCCCCAAGAAAGGACCAGAACCACCGCAACGCAGUCCCUCCAAUUCCCAUAUUCAAGAGGCGGCCCAGAAGGAUACCAUGGUUGAUGGUAUCCAACGCCGCUGAGAGGUCCAGCCGAACCAACAGGGACGCACUCCCCCCCGUCUAGUUCCCGGUGUAGGUCAUCCACUAGAGCGACCAAGGCAGUCUCAGUCCCAUAUCCGGGGCAGAAGCCAGAUUGAAAAGGGUCCAGAUAAUCUGUAUCGUCCAAGACCCUCUGCAGAUGGGACGCCACCACACGCUCUAUCACCUUGCCCAAAAAAGUUGCGGUUGCCACCAGUUUGGUUGGUAGUGCCUUGGAAGUGGGCCUUUUCUAGGGUUGCCCCGGGAGUUUGGAAUGUGCUUCCUAACAAAAUUAGAGUUUCCCCUGCCCUGGAUGUUUUAAAGAAGGACCUAAGACAUACCUGUUUAGUCAGGCUUUCAGUUUAUAGUUUUAAAGUUUUUGAGCUUUUAUCUGUAUUUUAAACUGUUUUAAUUGUGUUAAUGUUUUAAUUGUUGUGUAUUUAGUUUGUGACCUGCCCAGGGACUUGUGUAUUGGGCAGUAUAAAAAUGUGUUAAAUAAAUACAAAAAAAGAAAAAACCAAGCUAGCUUUUAACCACAGAUUUAUCUGUGCUUCCAUGUUUGAACUGCAUUGCUCUUAAAAUGUUCCAUUCCUUCUGAUUUACAUAGCACUUCUUUUAUUCGUGGUGCUUCACUGCCUUUUCUUUAUACCCUCCUGCAACAGCCCUGUGAGGCAAGCCAUUUUCUAGAUAUGAAAGAUUGAGAGAGGAUGGUUUUCCUACAUCUGCCUAGUCAAGUCUCUGCUGGAGCUGGGAUUUGGAGAUACUCCACUGUUCCACUUCAGCAGCAAGUCUGGGGAGGCAGAAGCCCGAUUCAGACAUUACGUUGUACAUAUUUCCAGGUGUCUAUACACACAUAGUUGUUUUGUGUGAACAACUGUAAAUGCCAUCAUCCUUUAAAGUGAACCUGGAGCCCCCUCCAAUGCAGGGUACAGAUACAAAGUGUA
Molecule: messenger RNA, 10180 nt
Organism: Hemicordylus capensis (graceful crag lizard)
Lineage: Eukaryota; Metazoa; Chordata; Lepidosauria; Squamata; Cordylidae
Product: probable cation-transporting ATPase 13A4
Exons: 30
Coding region: 2772-6158 (1128 amino acids)
Biological process (GO): intracellular calcium ion homeostasis; polyamine transmembrane transport
Cellular component (GO): late endosome membrane
Molecular function (GO): ATP binding; polyamine transmembrane transporter activity; ATP hydrolysis activity
Source: RefSeq, a predicted model, not a curated record